AUGACUUCAACAACCAUUCCCAUGCCACGCAGACAGCCACGAAACAAUUCUGACCACGCUGAUUCAGGCAGGAGAACUAGGAGAACUGAUCGUUUUGACAGUGACAUUCGAGACUCUGAUCAGGAACCUCCACGACCCAACUCACGACCACUUGCAGCGUCACGACCUCCCAGAAUUUUCUCAAUAUCACCCUUGUCAGCCAACGAACAAGGUUAUUUCCAGAAUGCGCGACCACGGGCUCACCCCAAUUCGAAGGAUCACAGGAAUAACGAUGAGACUGAUGAUGAUACAUUCGUCAUCUACUCAGAACAUCUUGCAGCGUCACUUCAGGCAGGCAUCUUCGCUCAGAACCGUCGGCUGAACAGAGUGCAACACGUGCCUAAGAUCGUCAAUGUUCAAUCUGCCAGAAGCAGUGGCUCUUAG
Molecule: messenger RNA, 423 nt
Organism: Lithohypha guttulata
Lineage: Eukaryota; Fungi; Ascomycota; Eurotiomycetes; Chaetothyriales; Trichomeriaceae
Exons: 2
Coding region: 1-423 (140 amino acids)
Source: RefSeq, a predicted model, not a curated record